Molecule: messenger RNA, 795 nt
Organism: Neltuma alba
Lineage: Eukaryota; Viridiplantae; Streptophyta; Magnoliopsida; Fabales; Fabaceae
Product: peptidyl-prolyl cis-trans isomerase NIMA-interacting 4
Exons: 5
Coding region: 125-553 (142 amino acids)
Biological process (GO): rRNA processing
Molecular function (GO): DNA binding; peptidyl-prolyl cis-trans isomerase activity
Source: RefSeq, a predicted model, not a curated record
UAUUCCUUUCGACUUCUGCUUUGUCGCGCUUGAGAAUCUCUCCGACUUGAGCUCUGUUGGAGAUAGAGAAAAUUUUGCUUUACUUAUUUAGUGAAAGAAAACAAGUAAUUAGUUGCCGAGAGGCAUGGGAAAGGAUUCAAAGCCAAAGGACUCCGGGAAGGGAAAGGGGAAACAGGCAGCAAGUGGAAGUGAUGAUAAGGGCAAGGGAAAAGGUGGGAAGGGUGCAGAUGGGCUAGGUACCUGCACCUAUGUCAAAGCAAGGCAUGUCUUAUGUGAGAAGCAAGGAAAGAUCAACGAGGCAUACAAGAAACUGCAGGAUGGUUGGCUUAGCAAUGGAGAUAAAGUGCCACCAGCAGAGUUUGCAAAGAUAGCACAAGAGUAUUCAGAAUGUCCAUCAGGAAAGAAAGGUGGUGACCUCGGCUGGUUUCCUCGAGGAAAGAUGGCUGGGCCAUUUCAGGAUGUUGCUUUUGGCACACCUGUUGGAGCUACAAGUGCCCCUUUCAAGUCAACGCAUGGGUACCAUAUUAUCUUAUGUGAAGGAAGGAAGAACUGAGCCUUCGACUAGAAUGAAGCUGAUUUCAAUGAAGAGAGCAUUUUAACUGUUCCCUGAUCAAGUGAUUGGAGGUCGCUUCAUUGUCUCAUGAGACUGGUUUAUGAUUUAAAUAAACAGUUUCCCGUAUGUAUAUUAGGCUUGUUUUCUAAUGCGUGGAAGAAUUGACAUCAUAUUUGAUUCUGAAUGGAUCCCAAAGAUUUGACAUAUCUUAAUGGUCAAAAAGUUGCGCGCAAUAUUUUGUG